UAGGUAAAAAAUAGAAUUUACUUAUGAUAUCAUAAUGGAUGACACAAUUCCAUCCAAGGAACUCUUUAAUUUGAAGAAAAAGUAUAGCUUUGUUGAAAAUCAAUUAGUUUCAUCUGAACAAUCAAAUGAUGCACUGCAACAUCAAAUUGAAAAUCUCCAAGCUCAAUUGAAGGAAAAAACUCGGGAAAAUGAGAUUUUACAACAGCAAAACUACAGUAUUGGGCUCAAGCUUUCUUCCACAGAACAAACUCUAGAGUUUUGUACAGCAGAGCUUGAGAACGCCCAUGACCAGCUAAGCAAGCAGGCAGCUAAGAUUGCAACUGAACUAAGCAGUCAGCAUAACAGUGUCGUGGCUGCACUGAAGAAAGAAAUAUGCUUAUUGGAAGAGCGGCAGGAGGCGGCUGAAGUGACGGAGAAGCAGCUGAACGAACAACUUGCUCUUGCCCAGCAGCAGCUCGGGGAGCUGAAAGAAGCUCUCACGCAGGCAGCUGAUGUCAGCUGCACUAGGGAUGAUACUGACGUUCUCAACCAGAUCGCAGCACUGACGUGUGAGAAGCAGGAGCUGCAGCAGCUGCUCACUAGCUUGUCUGGUGAGCGUGAGCGCAGUGAGCAGCAACUGCUCACCGCGCAGCAGAGUUUGCUGCUCCUCCAGCAGCAGCUCGAACAAAAAGAGUGUCAGCUGACCUCUCAAAGCAACCACGUUGAACGAUUGAAGAACGAAAUUCUGGAGCUGCAACAAGAACUGGAGCUGUGCAAAAUGAACGAGAAAGAUCCUGCAGCAAAAGGGAAUUCAUUGUUUGCUGAAGUGGUGGACCAGCGGCAGUACCUGGAGCAGCAAUACAACAAACUGCAAGCAAAUUACGCCAUCGCUAACAAACAGUACAAACUCAAGUGUCAGCAAGUUACUCAGCUCAAGUUGCAGGUAGCGACGCUGCUAGCCUCGUCCAGUCGAGGCCAAGAAGGAGAGUACGUCUCACAUCUCAACGAGAGCCUCGCCACAGCCAAGGCUCACAUCAGCGCCCUGCAGCGCCAGCUCGCCGAGAUGUCCGACAGACUCGACGCCCAGAGAGACCGGCCCCUGGUGAUCAACUGUCAGCCCGGAGGAUGUGCCACGCGCAGCACCUUCUACCAGCGCACGCUGGAGGCCAACAAGAAGGAACUGAUGGCAGCGCAACAAAGUCUGCGAGAGCAGCAAUUCCAGAGCGUGGUGCAGAGCGACAAGAUGCUGCAGCUGCAACACAAGCUGCACGCUGCAGAGAACAAUGCUGCAGUCGCCAGGGCUGAGUGCAUCAAGCUCAGCAUACAGCUGCAUGAUCUGCAGGCUAUUAGGGGCAUAUAUGCUGAACGCGACGUUAAUGAGAUGAAAAUUGAGAAGCUUCCCGGCCAUGUUGACUUCCCGACGCCAAAAACCAGCGAGCCUUCAACCCCUGUUAGAAAUUGUGCCGCGUCAACCCCUACUAUAAAUUCUGCGAUUUCAACCCCUGCUAUAACGUGUGCUGCGUCAACCCCUACUAUAAAUUCUGCGAUUUCAACCCCUGCUAUAACGUGUGCUGCGUCAACCCCUACUAUAAAUUCUGCGAUUUCAACCCCUGCUAUAACGUGUGCCACUUCAACCCCUGCCAUUAAUUGUGUCACCGCUCAGUCGCUGCCGUCGCCCAGGGUUCAAGAAAAUCAUCCCCAAGAGAAAGCUUAUCUCGAGUCACAGGCUGCGGGCGAGACUGAUGACCGCAAUGUUGCGACGCUUGGAACUGAGUUUGCCAGGGUGGAUAGUGACAAAAUAACUCCCGACCAUGUUCUUGUUGAUGCCAAAAAUCGUGGACACCAUCAUCUUCAGUGCCAAAAUUUGACGCCUGACGUUUCAAGUGUCCAAGAAAAGAGAGAGAACCGCUCCUCCAAUGCGAGUCUUAAACCAGUGCACCAGAUACCGAGAUCACACAAUUUACAAGAACCACUAGAAAUUACUAUCAGCAAAACAUCUAGUGUGAAAUCAGCGAGUCCCGAAUGUCCAGCAGCUGACCGUCUCAGCCCUGGCUCCAGAACUAUUCCUGUCAGUACAACCAGCUCUUAUAACUGCAAGAACAGCACCUCUUACAGCACAACCUGCGUUUCUGAAAGAGAAAUAAAUGACUCGGUCCAGAAUGCUGGUACGAUUGAAGCAAAACAUGAUAAUGAGGAAAGAAUAACUGUUGAUGCAAAAUGUGCAGUUAUUGCCUUUGACGCUACAACAAACCAUGAUGUGGAACGACAAAAAGAAAUUAGCGCUCGAUCACAUGUCGUGAACUUGCGGAGCGAGGCAUUGGAUAACUGCAAAGAAGCUGGUAAAGAAAACCUGCCCCCACCCUCGGACGCGUGCAAUGUGCUGCUCUCUUCUGGCCAAAGAAACAAAACAAAGAAGAGCGUCCGAAUGCAGGAAACUGUCGACGUGAAGUUCAGUGAUGGUCAGGAGCUAGCAGACUUGAUGAAGAAACAUGACGGCAGCGGCGAGAAGCUACGCAGACCUGUCAGGAAGAUGCCGCUGAAGCAACCGCAGAUGUCUGACAUGCCCUUAGACUGCAAGCAGCAGUGACAUGCCCUUAGACUGCAAGCAGCAGUGACAUGCCCUUAGACUGCAAGCAGCAGUGACAUGCCCUUAGACUGCAU
Messenger RNA from Hyalella azteca, 2640 nucleotides. RefSeq names its product protein Spindly-B. The coding region runs from base 35 to 2566 and encodes 843 amino acids. The transcript has 12 exons. Lineage: Eukaryota; Metazoa; Arthropoda; Malacostraca; Amphipoda; Hyalellidae. The record is from RefSeq and is a predicted model, not a curated record.